Molecule: messenger RNA, 1104 nt
Organism: Gossypium raimondii (Peruvian cotton)
Lineage: Eukaryota; Viridiplantae; Streptophyta; Magnoliopsida; Malvales; Malvaceae
Exons: 8
Coding region: 86-976 (296 amino acids)
Source: RefSeq, a predicted model, not a curated record
UCCUCAAUGGCCAAUAUCACGGCUUACGGCGACGACGAAUACCCAAUAAACAAAACAGAUUUCAGAGACAAAAAUCUCAUAAACAAUGAACAAUAACGUCCUCAAAUUCCAACAUCACCAACCUUCUCAUCUCCGAAUUUCCCAAACUACCCUUCCCCGCCACCCUACUUCCCUUCUUCACCUCUUUCCCAAAUUAUCCUUCCGACCAUCUUCAUUUUCCUUGUCCAAAACCUCCCGGUCCUUCAAAUUUUCGAGCCUUUCCAAGGUCGAACAGCCGGUUUAUUUCGACGAUGAAGAAGAGAGAGGAGGACCCAGCAAUGAGUCGGUUGUGGAAUUCGAAGACUUGGUACAAAACGGCGUCGUUUACAGGGAGACGCUGAGAUUGGUGGAGUGUUCCAUGUUUGCUGCUGUUACUGGACUUGUUUACUUUUUGAGCAAUUCCCUUGCAAUUGAGAACUACUUCGGGUGUUUCUUUUCAUUGCCGAUCGUGAUCUCCUCUAUGCGAUGGGGUGUUGCGUGUGGGAGGAAACAGUUGGUGGCGACGGUUUUGUUAUUGUUUGUCUUGUCUGGCCCGGUAAAAGCCAUAAACUAUCUGCUUACUCACGGAAUACUUGGUUUUGUAAUGGGUGCUUUAUGGAGGUCGGGAGCUGAUUGGACUGUCACGAUUCCGUUGUGUACACUUGCUCGAGCGAUCGGUUUGGUGGGCUAUGUCUUGACAACCUCUUUCUUAAUUAGAGAAAACAUACUGGCUCUGAUCACCAUAAACAUUCAUGCUUCUCUCUCGUACAUUUUUGCUGCUGUUGGUAUCAACUUGAUUCCAUCAAUGAACUUCAUAUAUACCUUAUUUGGGAUUUUGGUUUUGCUCAAUAGUGCCUCCUUUGUGUUCUUGCUGCACCUCUUGUAUUCAUUGUUCCUUACAAGAAUGGGAAUGAAAACUUCAUUGAGAUUGCCAAGAUGGUUCAAGAAAGCUAUAUAAUGGUAAUCUACGUUUACUCGGACUUUUCGUUAACAUGCCUGUAUUUGCUUCAUAUUCGAACAUGUGUAUAAGAAUAUGAUUCUUCAAAUAUAUAGAAAAACAGUAAAUGUACUUGAGAGGUUCCUCUA